AUGACACGAAAAAUUAAUCUUCCAGAGAAAUCUAGAGCAGACGUUAUUCGCUCGUUUUGUCGUUGGACUAGUGUGCGUGGCCUACAUCAUGUGUUCCGAGCAGAACAUCCAAUAUUGCGUGCUAUUUGGGCCAUUUUUGUGUCCAUCAUGCUAGCGGCUAAUGUGGGCCUAAUCGCACUGCUCAUGACACAGUAUCUACGAUUGAACACGAUCGAGAACAUUCGGACAUUGCAAGGUGUUGCAGUGGCGUUUCCACAUAUUACUUUGUGUAACGUAGACCCGGUCAAUUCCGAUCGAGUUUACUGCUUGAAAAAUAUCAACGCCAAAGGUUGCAAUAUGAAUCCGAAACACACGAAUAUUUUAGAAAAGUAUAUGACUGCCAGUAACUACUACACUCAGUUCAAAUCAUCACCAGUUUGGGAUAUUUUGGAAGAUCCCAGUUUGGUGGCAAUUUUUUAUCAGCUGAUCGGUAUGGAAGCAGCCUCACAAAUCGGACAUCAGUUGGAUGACUUCAUUAUUCCGACAUUUUGUGAACUGACAACUAGACAGAAAGGAGGUAUAUUGUUGAAACGAAAGUGUCAAGAUGCCAAGGUGGUCCCAAUCAAUUUCAUUACAUACAAAUACUUCAACUGCUACACACUGGCUAUUUCGGAUCCGGAAAUUAGUAACACCGCUGUACGCCUGUCUGUCGUGUUGUAUCUGGACGAAGAAGAAGACCUCAAUUGCCGACCACAUUGCACUCACGAAUUUACCGAGUGGGCUGGAGCAAAAGUUGUAGUGCACCCAGUGGGCACGUACCCGGAUAUCGAUCAAAUGGGCAUGAACCUGCUCCCGGGCGCAUCCAAUCAAAUUUUAGUGGACGAGAUUCGUCGCAUCGAGAAAAAGAAUCUACCACCGAAACCGUGUGAAACAGAAGUGAAUAAAACAUUGUCGUUGGCUUACUUCGACAUGAAAAAGCAACAGUUUCAAACGAGGGAAAUGAAGUAUACAGCAAACCUGUGCAUUCAACUCCUCUCCCAGGUAGCCACUAUGGAAGGUUGCAAUUGUGUGGAUUUCCUCAUGCCUAUACCCGGUUCCCAUUUGGAUCGUGUGGGUUACUUGCCUUUUUGUGGGAAUUUGUCACAACCGGAUGUGUUGCACAGCUUGAAAUGCAAUCAACAGGUUCGAAUGAACAAUUCCCGAGUGUUUAAUGACAUUUGUCGAGUACACUGUGUCCAAAUGCAGUAUAACUACGAACUAACACAAUUACGAUGGCCACAAAAGCCACGCAUUCUGAAAUAUUAUGCGGAACUAAAAGAUCGUAUUUACUAUGAUCGUAAGUUCAAAAUAUACGAGGAAAUUGAGGCUAUGUCACGUGUGAAUGCAUCAAUGGCCUUGGAAAAAUUACAAAGGACGGAUGUGUUCGAGAAAAACUUCCUCCAGCUAGAUGUGAAUCGACCAAACUUUGACACACUAGUUUCGUAUACAGAAAACGAGGAAUACACUCUGCCAACAUUACUAAGUCAAAUUGGUGGUCUUUGCAGUAUAUUUCUCAGUUUCACUUGUGUUUCUGUGCUCGAGUUGAUCGAACUACUCGUUCGUUUGACUUGGGUCUCGUGGCCAUCACUCAUCUCGUUCAUUGGUCUCUCAAAGUCAUCCCGAAAUGUCAAACAGCAAGCACCACCACUACCACAACAACAACAGUCGCAGUCGGAAGCCGUGUCACAUAACGGCAAUCCCGAAAUUGUGAACGACAUGAACAAACCGUUAUAUACAGUUGAUCCUGCAACACCGGAAUUGGUGACAUUUAUUCCAAAUCACCGUCUCCGUUGGAAUACAAAAUAUAACAUACAAAACGCUGAUCUUGCACCAGAUAUGCCCUUAGAAUUCGCAAACGAAGUGCCCGGAAGUUUUGAUGACAGGAAUGUUAAAAUGUCUAUUAGUUUGCGUGAUAUCAAGGGACAUAACGCUGCUAUUCCAACUGUGCCUGAUGUCAGCGCAACCGCGCGAAGUAUCUCGGAUGCGCAUCUCAGCUUCACAAAACCGUAG
Molecule: messenger RNA, 2028 nt
Organism: Echinostoma caproni
Lineage: Eukaryota; Metazoa; Platyhelminthes; Trematoda; Plagiorchiida; Echinostomatidae
Source: the annotation of a GenBank genome assembly